Molecule: messenger RNA, 1353 nt
Organism: Acaulospora morrowiae
Lineage: Eukaryota; Fungi; Glomeromycota; Glomeromycetes; Diversisporales; Acaulosporaceae
Source: the annotation of a GenBank genome assembly
AUGGAGACAAUUCGCGAGUAUAAAUAUUUGGAAGGUUUUGGAAACCAUUUUGUCUCAGAAGCAUUACCCGAUGCAUUACCCAAAGGUCAAAAUACACCGCAAAAAUGUCCGUAUGGUCUUUAUGCCGAGCAACUUUCUGGAACAGCUUUUACCGUUGAUAGGAAACACAAUGAGCGAAGUUGGCUUUACCGAAUUCGACCAUCAGCAUGCCACAAACCCUUCGAGAAAUUUCAACAACCUACAGACAUCGUGGGUCAAUUCAAUGGCAAGGAAAUAAAUUUUAAUCCAAAUCAAACUCGUUGGAAUCCUCUCGAACUUCUCAAUCCCUUAAAUUCUUUACAUCGAGAGGGCGUAAAUUUUAUCAGCGGAUUACACACUCUCGCCGGUGCCGGCGAUCCAUCGGUUAAACAUGGAUUGGCAAUUCAUAUAUAUAAUGCGAAUCAAGAUAUGGUCGAUAUUGCGUUUUAUAAUUCCGAUGGUGAUUUCCUGAUAGUUCCGCAACAUGGUCGUCUUGAUAUCACGACGGAAUUUGGAAGAAUGUUGGUAACACCUAAUGAGAUUACAGUUAUUCCGCGUGGCAUUAAAUUUUCUGUAAAUCUUCCGGACGGGCCAAGUCGUGGAUAUAUUUUAGAGGUUUUUGAGAACCAUUUUGAACUACCCGAUUUAGGUCCAAUAGGUGCGAAUGGUCUAGCGAAUCCACGUGAUUUUCUAACGCCCACCGCAUACUAUGAGGACAGAUCAAAUUGCGAAUACACUAUAAUAAACAAAUUUGUCGGGCAAUUGUUCAUCGCAAAGCAGGAACAUUCACCAUUCGAUGUGGUAGCGUGGCACGGAAAUUAUGUUCCUUAUAAAUAUGAUCUCGCUAAAUUCAAUGUCGUAAAUUCUGUUUCGUUUGAUCAUCUAGAUCCAUCGAUAUUUACGGUGCUCACUUGCAAAUCUGCAUUUCCUGGUACUGCGAUAGCAGAUUUCGUGAUAUUUCCUCCCAGAUGGGCUGUUCAAGAACACACAUUCCGAAUCCCUUAUUUUCAUCGAAAUUGUAUGUCAGAAUUUAUGGGACUCAUUAAAGGUUCAUACGAAGCUAAAUCUAAAGGGUUUCUUCCUGGUGGUGCGAGUCUUCACAAUUUCAUGACUCCACAUGGUCCAGAUGCCGUUUCUUUUGAGAAGGCAAGUAAUGAAGAACUAAAACCUGUUCGAGUGGCCGAUGGAACACAGGCAUUCAUGUUUGAAUCAUCCUUGAUGUUGGGUAUGACUUUGUGGGGUGUAUCCAACAAGAUGGAAAUCCAAAAAGAUUAUUAUAUGGGAUGGCAAAAUUUAAAAAGUAAUUUUAAUCCCAAUGUUAAAGCAAACAAAUGA